Messenger RNA from Cryptococcus amylolentus CBS 6039, 468 nucleotides. RefSeq lists its product as hypothetical. Lineage: Eukaryota; Fungi; Basidiomycota; Tremellomycetes; Tremellales; Cryptococcaceae. The coding region runs from base 1 to 468 and encodes 155 amino acids. The transcript has a single exon. The record is from RefSeq and is a predicted model, not a curated record.
AUGUCUGAUCGCAACGAAGAAACUGUCCUCGCCAGGUCUUACGUCGACCCUAGUGCACCCUUCACCGAAGGCCCCCCGGACCCCUCGAACCCCUUCUUUUCAUCCAUCAUCCGGGGUACACAGAAAUCACUAUACUGGAGCUAUAACCCGCAAACGGAAAGCUACACGAUCAAAAUUCCAGCUCUCAUAGGGCCCGAGGGAUCUCGAGGAACAUUCAACUAUCUCGAAGGCGAGUCGAAGGCUGCUCACAGUACCCUUCUCGACGAGGAGUGGCGCUCUCGAGUGACUUGGGCCAAUGGAAGGAGCUUGAAGGAAGAGGUAGAAAUACGCUUCCCUUUUUUGACUGAGAGACAGACGGACGCUUUUAUGUUUGACGUAGAGACCAGACUAGCCGCUCUGAAACAUAUCGUCAUCAAUUCUCCGACUCAUCCCAUGGGGGCUGAAGGCAUCAGCAACUCAAAGGAAUGA